Trichomycterus rosablanca is the source of this 412-nucleotide messenger RNA. It is a transcript of the gene tafa5b, whose product is annotated as TAFA chemokine like family member 5b. The transcript has 4 exons. The record is from RefSeq and is a predicted model, not a curated record. Gene Ontology annotation, biological process: G protein-coupled receptor signaling pathway. Gene Ontology annotation, molecular function: G protein-coupled receptor binding; receptor ligand activity. Bases 1 to 378 code for a protein of 125 amino acids. NCBI's taxonomy places the organism in Eukaryota, Metazoa, Chordata, Actinopteri, Siluriformes, Trichomycteridae.
AUGCGGGUCGGGCGGCUGGUGUGCGCGCUUACAGCCGCUGCUUCGUUCCUUCUGUUGCUGCUGUUUCUACAGGCGCGCUCCCUCAGAGAAGGUCAGUUGGCAGCUGGCACAUGUGAAAUAAUCACACUAGAUCGAGACAGGAGUCAGCCAAGGAGGACCAUUGCUCGGCAGACAGCCAGGUGUGCCUGCAGAAAAGGCCAGAUUGCUGGCACAACCAGAGCCAGCCCGGCAUGUGUAGACGCCCAUAUUGUAAGAAGCAGACAGUGGUGUGAGAUGAUGCCUUGCUUAGAUGAUGAAGGCUGUGACUUAUUGGUAAAUAGAUCAGGCUGGACGUGUGCACAGCCUGGAGGCAGAGUUAAAAUGACCACAGUAUCCUGACAUCUGCUCAGGCCUCUGAGAGGGACUGCUGGAU